Molecule: messenger RNA, 600 nt
Organism: Rhipicephalus microplus (southern cattle tick)
Lineage: Eukaryota; Metazoa; Arthropoda; Arachnida; Ixodida; Ixodidae
Source: RefSeq, a predicted model, not a curated record
AUGCUUGCUGUCUUUGCGCGAGAGGGUUACCCGACUGAACUAGUCUCAGAUCACGGCCGACAGUUUACGUCGAGUGAAUUCGAGUGCUUCCUUGCAGACAGGGGCAUCAAGCAUUUCUUCUCGGCAGUUUACCACCCUCAAGCCAAUGUCUUAGUGGAAAGAUUCAACAGGGUCUUGAAAUCGUAUAUACAACUAGCUCUCCUACAGCAGCGACCAAUCAAGACCACAGUUAUAGAGUACCUGGGUAUCUACCGAGCCACACCCCACAGCGCCACUGGCAUCUCUCCAGUAGUGUUGCUUCAUGGCCGCCACAUGAGGACAUCAUUAGAUGUUGUUGGCCAGCCAUCAGCGGAUUUCGGCACCCAUCCCGCCCGUGAACUGCGUAGACUUCGGCGUCGUGUCUGCGAAUACCAACAAAGAAAUAAGGUGUAUGCAGACAAGCGAAGAGCAGCCCGGGAGCCCAAAUUUAAAGUGGGGCCCUACGUGCGGGUGAAACGCCCGGUACCUGGAAUAAAAGGCACCCCUAGUUUUGGGGCUCCGCUCAAAAUACUGAGGCGGGUAGGACGAUGGUCAUUCCACUUGGAGGACGACCGUACCUGA